CAUUCAAUCUCUCUCUCUCUCUCUCUCUCUCUCCUUUGUUUCUGCCCAACUAUGCCUGCUCCAGUGAUGCCUGAAAUAACCCAUCAAGGAAUCCAUGUUCUAGGCAGGGAUAACAGUUCUUCCUUCCCUAGAAAGUUGGAAGGUAAAAUUGCAAUUAUCACCGGCGGCGCCGGAGGGAUUGGAGAGGCAACAGUGAGGCUUUUUGCUAGACAAGGAGCCAAAGUUAUCAUUGCUGAUGUUGAGGAUUCAUUAGGAACUGUUCUUGCAAACUCUUUGUCUCCUUCAGUAACAUUUGUACAUUGUGAUGUGAGCAAUGAAGAGGAUAUAGAGAACUUGAUCAGUUCCACCAUUUCUCGAUUCGGCCGGAUUGAUAUCUUCUUCAACAAUGCUGGUGUUCUUGGUAAUCAAUCAAAGAACAAAAGCAUUCUUAACUUUGAUGCUGAGGAAUUCGAUUGUGUUAUGAGAGUGAAUGUUAAAGGAGUUGCACUAGGGAUGAAGCAUGCUGCAAGAGUAAUGGUUCCUAGAGGAACUGGUUGUAUCAUCUCCACUGCUAGUGUUGCAGGGGUCAUGGGAGGACUUGGCCCUCAUGCCUAUACAGCAUCAAAGCAUGCCAUUGUUGGGCUGACCAAGAACACUGCUUGUGAACUUGGUAGGCAUGGAAUUAGGGUUAACUGUAUUUCCCCAUUUGGGGUUGCCACUUCAAUGCUUGUUAAUGGGUGGAGGAAUAAGGUAGUGGAAGAAGAGGAGAAUUGCAUGGACAUAAGGGUUCUUCCUUGUGAGGAAGAAGUGGAGAAGAUGGAGGAGUUUGUGAGAAGCUUAGCCAAUCUCAAGGGACCAAAUUUAAGGCCUAAAGACAUAGCUGAAGCUGCUCUUUUUCUUGCAAGUGAUGAAUCUAAAUAUAUAAGUGGACAUAACCUUGUUGUGGAUGGAGGAGUUACUACCUCAAGAAACUGUGUAGGUUUAUGAAGAUGCUCCAUCAUCAUUCUUGGAAAAAACGAAAGAACUAAAAUAUCCACCAUCAAUAUUUCUUUCCUUA
Macadamia integrifolia is the source of this 1036-nucleotide messenger RNA. RefSeq names its product short-chain dehydrogenase reductase 2a-like. NCBI's taxonomy places the organism in Eukaryota, Viridiplantae, Streptophyta, Magnoliopsida, Proteales, Proteaceae. The transcript has 2 exons. Bases 52 to 966 code for a protein of 304 amino acids. The record is from RefSeq and is a predicted model, not a curated record.